Molecule: messenger RNA, 2455 nt
Organism: Solenopsis invicta (red fire ant)
Lineage: Eukaryota; Metazoa; Arthropoda; Insecta; Hymenoptera; Formicidae
Product: 52 kDa repressor of the inhibitor of the protein kinase
Exons: 2
Coding region: 53-598 (181 amino acids)
Source: RefSeq, a predicted model, not a curated record
UAAUAAAUUUAAGUAUUGUCACUACAUUAAAAAGUUAGAAAAUGUAAAAACAAUGAAACAAACUGUUUGUUGUAAAUCAAAAUUAUGGGUGUCAGCCUGUGGUAGAAAAGACUUAUUUUUAAAAACAGCCAUACAGCUUUAUAACAAUUAUAGAAUAUGCAAACUUCAUUUUGAAAACCCCAUGUUUUUAAAUUUUGAGAAAACCAAAUUGCAGCCACAUGCCGUCCCAAGUUAUAUUGUGAGAAAUAAUGAUAAACAAAGUUCAAAUACCUCAAAUGUAAAAUCAUACUGUCUAAAUGAUGAAAAUCAACAAGAAGAAAAUGUCUUGGAUACGACUACAUUCAGUGAAAGAAGUUUGGACAUAAGUGAGAUAGACAAAACAAUAAAUAUAUCAGAAACGGAAGAAGAUGUAUUAGAAACAGGAAUGCCAAAUGUAUCAGAAACAGGAACACAAACGCCAUUAUUACUAUCUGCCAAAUCUCCACAAAAAAUACAACUUUAUAAUGAGUUAAGAAGAUAUAAAAGAAAAAUAGCCAAUUUAGAAUUCGAAUUACAACAAGCAAAAAAAAGCAAAAAAAGGAAGAUAUUAAUUCUUUAGACGUAUUGCUAGACAAAUAUUUUCUGCAACAGACAUCCGAGUUUAUAAAAAUUCAAGUUCGUCUUUUUCAAAAAGAUGCAAAAGGUAGAAGAUAUAGUAAUGCUUCAUUUAAAUAAUAUUGUUUAUCUAUAUAUUUUUCAAGUCCUAAAGUAUAUAAAGAUUUAGCAACUAAAUUAUUUUGUUUACCAAGUAUUACAACUUUAAAAGUAUUUUCAUAAAAUUGUUAUAUAAAUCCAGGUUUACAUGAAAACAUAUUUCAAAUAUUAAAAAUUAAAGCUGAUUACAGUCUAACAGAAAUUAACAAAUACUGUGUACUUUGCAUGGAUGAAAUGUCUUUAAAAUCACACUUAUAUUAUAACAUAACAACAGAUAAAGUCAUAGGAUUUGAAGAUGUAGGAUAUUCACAAAAUUACUCACAAUUGCCUGUACGUAAUGUAGCAGUGAUUAUGGUGAAGAGUAUUUGUAAUCCAUGGAAACAAUCACUAAGUUAUUUUUUUUAAACUCUUUAAUAAAAGCUUCUGAUUUAACAAGAAUUUUACAAGAAGCAGUGAGAAAACUAAAAAGCAUUGAUUUAAACGUUGUUGCUCUUAUAUCAGAUAUGGGUUCCAACUUUUAUCAGUUAAUACAAAUAUUAAACAUUAAUGAUAAAAAUCCAUAUUUUACAAUAGACGGAGAAAAAAUAUAUUAUAUUUUUGAUACUCCUCAUUUGAUAAAAGCAACUAAAAAUAAUUUACAUAAACACAAUUAUGUAUAUGAGGAUAAAAUUGCUUCAUGGAAACAUAUAGAAGAGAUUUACACAAUAGAUAAAAAGGCACAAUUUAGAGCAGCUCCUAAAUUAACAGAUAAACAUAUUAAUCCAAGUAAUUUAAAAAAAAUGAAAGUUAAAUAUGCAACACAGAUAUUAAGUCGCUCAGUUUCAGCUGGUUUAAACACAUAUAUUAGUUUAGGUUCUUUAUCUACAGCGGCUAUUUUCACAGUAGACUUUAUAGAAAGAUUUAACAAAUUAUUUGACAUUUAAAUUCUUCAAAACUUUACAGCAGUAAUCCUAAUAAACAAGCAUUCAUAAAUACAAAUGAGCAAGUUACUUUUCUUAAUGAAACAAUAAAAUUUUUACAACACGUAAAAGUAAUUACAAAAGAUGGAAAGGAUGUAACAAAUUCUAUUAAAUCAAUAAAAUGUUGGAUUAUUACAAUUAAUUCUAUCCUACAAUUAUGGAAUCAUUUAAAACAAUUAUUACCUUCUUUUAAAUACUUAUUAACCAGACGACUAAAUCAAGAUCAUUUAGAAAACUUUUUCGGUGCCGUACGUAAACAAAAUGGAAAUGCAUUUAAUCCAACGCCAAUACAAUUUUAUUAUAGCUUUAAAAAACUAUUCUGUAUUGAUUACAUUAAAAUAGAAAGUGGAAAUUGCAUAGUUGAUGAAGAAUCACUAUUAAUUCAAUGUCAGGACAUUCGAGAAACACAAAAUGUGAUAUUCCAAACAUCUUCAGAAACAAUAUCUUUAAAUUUAGAAAUAGAUAAUUAUGAUUAUCGUCAUUUGCCAGUAACCGAAGAAAAUGUUUUUGUCUACAUUUGUGGAUAUCCCUUGCGCCGCGUUUUUAUUAAACAUUUUUGUGAUACAUGUGCAUUACUAGCCAAAGAAGUCUGCAAUUUAGAUGAAGCUUAUUUAUAUUCUCAUUUUAAAGCAUAUGAUACAAAUGAUAAUAUAUAUGGCAGUUUAUACGUACCAAGUGCUACAUUUGUUAAUUAUAUCACAGAAUUGCAUAUAAAAUUUUUUGAAAAUAUUAAUAUUAUAAAUCAAACAAAUGUUAUGCAAAAGUUUAUGCAAAUUUUGUCUACUGUUCAAUUCUCAUAUCCU